CUCGUUGAGGACGGACAUUUUCAUUUGCUUUAAAGUGAAGUACUGGGUGAGGCCUGGCAUAAAUACACCUGCGCCGUCGACAUACGUAUGAAUAAUACUUUAUUGUGAACUUUUGACCCAUCUCUUAAAAUCAAGAGCUACCAUAAGGGACAUUUGACUCGGAAAUCCAUUCCCUGAUGACUCGACUUUGAUGCUGUCCAACAAUGUUUAAACUCCUCCAUCGUAUCCGUUUACUGCACAAGCCAACUUUUGGAGACAUUCUAAGUGGAUGUAUGCGGCCAGCAACUACUGCGUACAACUCACCAUGCAGUAAAACACCCCGGCACUACUCAACAGCAGCCGACAAUAGAUAUCCACCUCGAUGGGUCCAGCUGGAACCUGAGCUCGAUGAGGCGCUUGUGCCACGUAAACUGUCAGUAAGUCCUCUGGAGACCUGGCUCUCCCUGCGUUAUUCCCUUCCUCCCCUGCCGGAGUUGGCCCUGCCAAAACAGGAGCACUCAGACCUGCUAGAGGAGAAAGUGCUACCACCCAUGGGCAUUGCUGAUUUUGAGGAUGGAGAUAGCCCGGCGAUGCCCCUCAGUUGUAAAAAUGACCUGGAGAUUCGGCGGCGCAAGAUGAAUCGGCACAAAUACAAGAAGCUGCGGAAACGGACUAAAUUCUUGAGGAGGCGAGUGCAGGAGAGCAGGGGCAAAAAGAAGCAGAAACGUUUUGAGGACGACCUGCAAAGGAUCUGGAGGCGGGCCGGAUUGAAGAAGGCUCCAGAGGGAUGGGAAACACCCAAGAUCUUCAUUAAACAACACGGGAACAGGAAGAACUGAGUCAUUUUGUGGCCCAAUCUGUUCACACUGGAUGGGUUUUCUUCCCAUAUUCUUUGUUUUUGUUGUUUUAUCAAUGAUUUCUCAACAUUUGAGCACAUGUGCAGUCUCAUCUCAGUGCUGCACUUUUUUUUGUUGAACCGGCGCAGUUCCUCCACGAUACUGUAGAUGGCGGUGUUGGCAGUCUAGAAGUUAUUGCUAAAUAAAACAGUCUAUGGAAAAGAUUGUGUGAUUUAAUAAACGUUCAGAUAAUAAUCGCUCACAACAUAAACCUCAAAAGUGCGUUGAUUUAACUCAUUGGCUUCCAUUGACGGUGCUAGACAUUCCAUUUCGACUGGGAUUAUUGGCAGGGAACAGUUGCUUCAACUCAGCCCUCCCAGUAAAAAUGUAUUGGACGUCUAGCGCUGUCUGGCACUAAAACGACCAUUCACAGCCAGUCCCCCAGGUUUAAAUGAAUUGGUUGUCCAUCCUUGUCAACUGCGGGCUUUGAGUUAUAUAUAUAUAUAUAUAUAUAUAUAUAUAUAUAUAUAUAUAUAUAUAUAUGUAUAAGGGCUGUCAACAUUAUCGCGGUAACGGGCGGUAAUUAAUUUUUUAAAUUAAUCACGUUAAAAUAUUUGACGCAAUUAACGCACAUGCCCCGCUCAAACAUUAAAAUGACAGCACAGUGAAAUGUGUACUUGUGUAUUUCGGAGUUUUGUCGCCCUCUGCUGGCGCUUGGGUGAGACUGAUUUUAUAGGUUUCAGCACCCAUGAGCAUUGUGUAAGUAUUGGCAUCAACAAUGGAGUGCUACUAGUUUAUUUUUUGAUUGAAAAUUUUACAAAUUUUUUAAAAACGAAAACAUUAAGAGGGGUUUUAAUAUAAAAUAUAACUUGUACUAACAUUUAUCUUUUAAGAACUACACUUCUUUCUAUCCAUGGAUCGCUUUAACAGAAUGUUAAUAAUGGUAAUGCCAUCUUGUUGAUUUGUUAUAAUAAAGAAAUGCAGUACUUAUGUACCGUAUGUUGAAUGUAUAUAUCCAUCUUGUGUCUUAUCUUUCCAUUCCAACAAUAAUUUCCAGAAAAAAAUGGCAUAUAGAUGGUUUGAAUUGCGAUUAAUUACGAUUAAUUUUUAAGCUGUAAUGAACUCGCUUAAAAUUUUUAAUCGUUUGACACCUUAUAUGUGUGUGUAUAUAUAUAUAUAAUAUACAUACACACACAUUAAAAACGAGUGUUAUUGGGGCCCAUAACGUUCAUUUCAUUUGUGUUACUGUAUUUUUUUUGCCUAUUAUUUAAAAUGUAAAAAUAAUAGAUUAAAAUAGUGUUUAUUGUAUACAAAAUGUUUUACUGUAUCCACAUGACCUCUCGUGAUAUCCACGUACUGUAUGUGGACCUCAUGUCUUAAAGUGAUUGUGUAACGACCCGGAGGUUUGCUCCAGGACCUGAGACAAAGCAAGAGGAGGCUUGACAAAGCUUUUCAGUUCACACACCUGUUUAAUAAAACAAAAAUCAAAACAAGACGAGGGUGCAUCGAUCCCAGGUUGGGCAGGGCUCUGUGGUGUUCGUACCCCCCCUGGAAGGACAGCCGUGCUUUUGGCCCAACACAGCAAUCCAACACUGCAAGCAAAAAAACCCACAAAUCCACGCGAUCAGGCCUUCAGGUCUCUCAUAGAUUGAGUCUCAAGUUCCCGCUGGGGUCACCCUCAAAAAGUCUCUUAAAAGUUAAAAUUAAAAAAAAAAAAAAGUCACUUAAAAAGGUUAAAAUAAAAUUUUUAAAAAAAAAAUAAAUAAAUAAAUAAAAAGGUGUAUAUAUACAGUGCCUUGCAAAAGUAUUCGGCCCCCUUGAACCUUGCAAACUUUCGCCACAUUUCAGGCUUCAAACAAAGAUAUAAAAUUUUAAUUUUUUGUCAAGAAUCAACAACAAGUGGGACACAAUCGUGAAGUGGAACAAAAUUUAUUGGAUAAUUUAAACUUUUUUAACAAAAAACUGAAA
Messenger RNA from Corythoichthys intestinalis (scribbled pipefish), 2783 nucleotides. RefSeq names its product aurora kinase A interacting protein 1 (gene aurkaip1). Gene Ontology annotation, cellular component: mitochondrion. Lineage: Eukaryota; Metazoa; Chordata; Actinopteri; Syngnathiformes; Syngnathidae. The record is from RefSeq and is a predicted model, not a curated record. The transcript is spliced from 4 exons. Bases 204 to 818 code for a protein of 204 amino acids.